AUGCGCUUCAAAGCUUACACUUUCCAGGGAGGUGAACAUGAUAGCAACCACAAGUUCUCGAUCUCAGGAGGAACACUCCAAGUGACACUCCCUGCCGUGAGAGUCCUGAAGGGACAGCUGCCGUUUCUUAUGCUCAGCUCGUUCAGCGGGGGCGUGGGCUACCAGACGAAGUCGCAGCACGAGGGCGGUGGAAAAAUGAUGCGCGGCCCCCCAGAGGACGCGGGGGUAUGGGGCAUUGACCUUUUGCCAAACUUACAAUCCGAUGACAAUGCCGGGAAGACCAGCACGCUGAACAUGCUGACGGGGGCGGUGCUCCCCUCUGGCGGACAAGCAUUUCUGGGGGGCUACGACGUCGUCCAGGAGCAGCGGAAGGUGCGGCGCCUUCUCGGCUUCUGCCCGCAGCACGACGCACUUCUCGACCGCCUCACGGUUCGGGAGCACCUCGAGCUUUUUGGACGAAUCAAGGGCAUCCCCAGUCACGCGAUCAAGGAGCUCUGUGACCAGAUGAUGCAGGACCUGUCCCUCUCGCCACACGUGGACAAGCUGGCCAUGACCCUGAGCGGCGGGAACAAGCGGAAGCUCUCCCUGGCCAUUGCACUGAUGGCGUCCCCACCGUUGGUCUUCCUGGAUGAGCCGAGUACCGGCGUGGAUCCAGCUGCCCGGCGGCUUAUGUGGCAUGUCAUCUCGGCCGUCUCAACGAUGCGGCGAGAAAGCACGGUCAUCCUCACAACGCACAACAUGGAGGAGGCCGAGGCCCUGUGUUCCAGAGUGGGCAUCAUGGUCGGCGGGAGGCUGCGCUGCUUCGGCAGCAACCAGCGUUUGAAAGCUCGCUUUGGGCAAGGCUAUCAGCUGGAGGCCCGCCUGUGCGCAGCUACGCGCGGGGAGUGCGAGAGCUUCGUGCGGGAGCUGCAGCUCCCGGAGAAACUCGAUGCGUCCGCCGUGACGGAGCAGUGUGCCGCUGCUGGAAAACCAGGUCGCGCUCACCUUAUCCGGCAAGGCUGCGAGGAGGGCUACGCCGUCUACGACAGCCUCAGUCGGGAAGGAUCGAUCUCCGCGCUGCACUUCGCGGAGUGGUGGCUCUUUGAGGACAGCGCUGCCAUGCUAAAUGCCUUCCUGGAGCGGCACUUCCCGGGUACGGUGGCGCUGGAGAGGCACGAGCACAACUUCCGCUUCCGCCUCCCUGCCCAGAGUUCGCUCGGCGAGGUUUUCCGACUUCUCGAGGAGUCCAGGAGGCAGCUGUCACUGGAAGACUACGGUGUCAGCCAGACGAGCCUGGAGCAGAUCUUCAACGACUUCGCGGCCAUGCAGCAGGAGGAGACCGGCCCUGUGCAAGGCCUCUUCGUCGAAGGGCGCCAGGUGCAGACGAACGGAGCGGAAGUGGAUGCCAGGGCAGGAUCUGUGGAACUCAUCUCAUCCCCCGCAUGA
This is a messenger RNA of Symbiodinium natans, 1425 nucleotides long. The record is from the annotation of a GenBank genome assembly. Lineage: Eukaryota; Dinophyceae; Suessiales; Symbiodiniaceae.